Molecule: messenger RNA, 1273 nt
Organism: Panicum virgatum (switchgrass)
Lineage: Eukaryota; Viridiplantae; Streptophyta; Magnoliopsida; Poales; Poaceae
Product: probable calcium-binding protein CML8
Exons: 7
Coding region: 254-706 (150 amino acids)
Biological process (GO): mitotic cell cycle; centriole replication
Cellular component (GO): centriole; centrosome
Molecular function (GO): calcium ion binding
Source: RefSeq, a predicted model, not a curated record
UGAUCAGUGACGUGCUUGGGUGCGCUUCUUUGUGUCGCGCUGUCCCUCCUGUCCCUUCCCAACCUUUCUUCACAAGCUCCCUAUUCUUUCGUUGGCCUUUACUCUUCUCCUACCUCCUCCACUUGCUUCAGGAAAACCCUACUGCGCCAAGAGCUCCAGCCACCAGGCUGAACAAUUCAGAGAGCGGGAUCAGGAGAAACGCCGCGGCCCGCUUCAUCGCGCGCCCUAAGUGAUCAACGCCGGUUGUGCCCAGAUGGCGUCCCCGUACAAGGCCUAUGAGCCUCCUUCCAACUCCUCCGGCUACCGGACGGACAAAGUCCGUCGCAAGAAGCUGACGGCGCAGAAGAGGAAGGAGAUCAAAGAGGCGUUCGACCUCUUCGACAUCGACGGCUCAGGCACCAUUGAUGCAAGGGAGCUCAACGUUGCCAUGAGAGCCCUGGGAUUCGAGAUGACACCGGAGCAAAUCAACCAGAUGAUCGCGGAGGUGGAUAAGGACGGCAGCGGCACCAUCGACUUCGACGAGUUCGUGCACAUGAUGACGGACAAGAUGGGCGAGCGGGACGCCCGGGACGAGCUCUAUAAGGCCUUCCGCAUCAUCGACAAGGACGGGCAAGAUCUCCGACAUCGACAUCCAGCGGCUGGCCAUCGAGACCGGCGAGCACUUCACGCUCGACGAGGUGAGGGAGAUGAUAGAGGCCGCCGAUGAGAACGGUGACGGCGAGAUCGACCUGGAGGAGUUCAUGAAGAUGAUGAGGCGGACGAACCUCGGGUCUGGGUUUUAAUCCAAGGAAUGGAUUGGAUUGAUGAACAAGCCUAGAAAAUAUGAUUGCAGAAUAUGAAUUUAGUAGCUACAAACGGCAUGGUUCUGUAUAGAUCAAUGGUUGCAGCACAUCCAGGAAUUGCAGAGCCUCCACUGGACCCUUCUAAAAAAACAAAGGACACCGAAUCAGUGGAGCCAUGAACAAAAUCUUUAUCAAGAUACAACAUUAUAACUCGGGUUACAUAGUUGGACCUUAAAAAAAUUGUGUUCAUGCCUAGUUCACUGCACUGGUGUGGUAAUGUAGGAAUAAAAGCGAAUGAUCGAUUGGGUUCCUAUUUUCAGACUAAAAAAAGGUCCAAGGCAACGUGAUCCGCCAUCUCCAAUACUUUUCAACAGGGCCAGCUCGUGCUAAUCAGUUAGACUAUGUAAUUAGUAAUUUUUUAACUGCAUUUAAUGUUCCACGCAUGUGUAUUCAAUGUGACGGGUACUGUGCAAAUUUUUUUGGAAACUAAA